AUGGCAUGGACUAACGCUACAUUCGACCACGUCCUGGACGACCUGUCAAGUCGCUUCAUCAUCAAUGUUCCAGAUGAGGAACUGGCAUCAGUCGAGCGCAUCUGCUUCCAAAUCGAACAGGCCCACUGGUUCUAUGAGGACUUCAUCCGCGAGCAGAACUCAGCCCUCCCCAGCUUUAACCUGAAGAGUUUCUCGGCCAAAUUCUUCCAGCACUGCCCUCUCCUUCACGAAUGGGCCAAUGAACACGAAACUGCAUUCGCCAACUUUAUGGAAUACAAGAUCAGAGUGCCCGUCUGCGGCGCAAUCAUCCUCAACGACGCAAUGGACAAGUGUAUAUUGGUCAAGGGCUGGACUGCAAGGUCAGGAUGGGGAUUCCCAAAGGGAAAGAUCAACAAGGAUGAGCCAGAUGCGUCCUGUGCAGUACGAGAGGUCUGGGAGGAGACAGGGUUCGAUGCUUCAGAAAAGAUCCGGGACGAGGACUUUGUGGAGCAGACCAUCAAGGAUCAAAGGAUCCGUUUGUACAUUAUCAAAUCUGUCUCUGAAAAUACAGUGUUUGAGCCUCAGACACGAAAGGAGAUCAGCAAAAUCGAAUGGCACUAUAUCGCAGACCUGCCCACAUCCAAGCCCAAGCCGAUCGAGAAGGGAACACACUCUGGCCGGGAAAGCGGAACCGAACGAAGCAACGGUAUCAAGAACCCCAGCCGCUACUAUAUGGUGACCCCUUUUGUCCACAAGCUGAAGAAUUGGAUUAUUACUCAAAGGCGAAGCAAUAAGCGUAGCAACAGCAAGGGUCAGCACAAUCAGUUAGCCCAUCUUCAAUCCCAAGGCAAUGACAGUAGUACCUCGACAGGAUCUCACCAGCAGCAGCAUUCGUCCAACCGUCAUCAGGCAGGCGUGCCGACCGUUUCUUCUUCCGAGGCUCGACUUGACUCAGACGUGUUGAAGAACAUGUUGGGUAUUGGCAAACCCGUGGCGUUCUCUCAGGAGUCUACGCCUGUUCACUACCAACAGGGGCAGCAUCCUGCUCACCAAUCGCCCCCUUUGUCAAGGGGCGCCAGGGACAGCAGCGAGUCCUUGAAGGCUCUGUUGGGGAUUCAGGGAGGAGUUAGUAUGCUCAACGCGGACGGGACCGCUACUGGAUCUCCUGUCAUUCAGUCGUCGACAACAUACUCCAGCCACCCUGUCUCUAUGCCGUCGUCGGCAACGUCCAACUCUUCUGCCUCUGUUCCCUUCCAGAAUGGUAGUGACGCAUUGAAGGCCAUGCUCGGGAUCCCUACUCAGUCCAACAGCCCUUUGCUUCAUCCCAGUCAUUUGGCGACUCAGCAUGGAGGUUCGCCUUUGAUGGCGAAUGCUGGUGUUGCGAUGGCCAACGGCAACAACAACGGUAACCGCGGAUCAUAUGGAUCAAACUAUUCACCCCAACCCCAGCAUGCGUCAGCGGCGAGCUCGCCUAUGCGCGCCCGGAAUGGACCUGUGGAUCUGUUGGCGCUUUUGAAAGGCGGUGGAGGAGGAGGAGGAGGAGCGGACGGCCUCCAGAACGGCAAUGUGUACUACGACAAUGGUAUGCACCAUGCUGGAACAGGAAACGGAGUUGGCAGCAUCAACAACAACAACGGAGUUGCACCAGGCCCUGGUCAUAUCGCUGUGACCAAGCCCAAGACCAUGCAAAACUUUACGUUUGACAUGGAGGCUUUGUUUUAA
This is a messenger RNA of Linnemannia hyalina, 1701 nucleotides long. The record is from the annotation of a GenBank genome assembly. Lineage: Eukaryota; Fungi; Mortierellomycota; Mortierellomycetes; Mortierellales; Mortierellaceae.